Vigna umbellata (rice bean) is the source of this 594-nucleotide messenger RNA. Lineage: Eukaryota; Viridiplantae; Streptophyta; Magnoliopsida; Fabales; Fabaceae. The record is from RefSeq and is a predicted model, not a curated record.
AUGGAUGUAAAAAGUGAGUCUAUAUCAUCAAGAUUGAUUUCUCAAGAAUCGUCAACAAUAAUUGAAGGAACAGAAGAGGUUACAACUGGGGAUGAGAUAUCACUGUUCCGAGGGUUCGUGUUGGAAGGAACAUGGGAGUUCGUCUUUCCUGCAUACAGAAACGAGAGUGAGUUUCACAAAAUCAGAAUCAACGAAAGCAGAGGCACUGCACUGCAUGUUGCAGUGAAUGAUGGGAAACUGGAGUUUGUUAAAAUUCUGGUUGGAGCAAUAUUGAAUCACGAAGGGAGGGAAGAGGUGAGGGAUGACAGUGUACUGAGAUCAACGAAUGAGAGAGGUGACACUCCUUUGCACCUUGCAGCCUCAAGAGGGUUCAUUGGCAUGUGCAUGUGCAUCAUUGGUGAAAAUGGUGAAAGGAAGGAUUUGAUUAGGGUUAGGAACAACAGGGGUGAAACACAUCUUUUCAGGGCUGUUCUCACAUGCCAAACAAAGACCUUUGUCUACCUUUACAAUGUUUCCAAAGAUCUAGAUGUUCCUCUUAGGAACUUGAUGGAGACACCAGCUUCACCAUUGCCAUUUGAGAGACUUCUUGGGUAA